Cryptomeria japonica (Japanese cedar) is the source of this 816-nucleotide messenger RNA. RefSeq names its product vacuolar iron transporter homolog 2-like. Gene Ontology annotation, biological process: intracellular manganese ion homeostasis. NCBI's taxonomy places the organism in Eukaryota, Viridiplantae, Streptophyta, Pinopsida, Cupressales, Cupressaceae. Gene Ontology annotation, molecular function: manganese ion transmembrane transporter activity; iron ion transmembrane transporter activity. Gene Ontology annotation, cellular component: membrane. The transcript has a single exon. The record is from RefSeq and is a predicted model, not a curated record. The coding region runs from base 1 to 816 and encodes 271 amino acids.
AUGGUUUUGUGGGCUCACAGUUUCUCUAACACUGCAACUGUAAAAUUGUCUCCAUCAACAAGAAUUGCAGAAAAAAUGGAGAAUAGGGUAACCAGUCCGUCUAUUUUUCAGUUGGAGACAAUGGAAUUGAAGAGAAUGAUGAAGGAAUCAGGAGGCGGGAUUACAGAGGAAUCACCAAUUUCAAACCCUAAAAAUUCCAGCGUUGUCGUUGCCAUGCCUCCUCCAAAAACUGUCCGAAAGAAAAAUAAAGCUUAUCUGCAAAGAGGACAAUGGCUUCGCGCAGCUGUUCUGGGAGUGAACGAGGGAGUUGUGAGCAUAGCGUGGUUGGUGAUUGGGACGGGCGCAGGAAAAUCGGGUGCAAAAUCUAUGUUGGAGGCGGGGCUGGCGGCUGUGGCGGCGGAGGCAUGUAGCAUGGCCAUUGGCGAAUUCAUUUCAGUGAAAAUACAGCACGAUGUGGAACUAGCAAACUUUCAGAGAGAGAACAAGUCCCUCAAGGGUUUCGAACACGCCACAUUUAUAAUUAGCCUUCCCGAUGCUAUUGAGGCAGCCUGCGCAUCGGCUCUUGCUUUUUCUGUGGGUGCGCUUUUCCCCUUAAUCUCUGCGGUUUUUACCACUCACUAUAUAACUCGAGUUGGGUUGCUUGCCGGGGUUUCCAGCUUGGUUCUCAUCUUGAUUGGCGCCAUUGGAGCUUACUUUGCUUGCUCUUCUAUUGUGAAAGGGAGUUUAAGAGUGCUGUUGGGUGGAUGGAUUGCAUGCGUAAUAAGCUUUGGGUUGCGCAGGCUCUUUAACAUUAGUGAGCAACAGUAUGAAGUAUGA